AAUCACCAACCAUUCUCGUCGAGGCCAAGCUCUCAGGGUGCCUGGGGGGGUUGAACGAGAACGAGAACACCACGCUCAGAAAUCGCGUUUUCUUUUUCGAGGGGAAGACAUAUUUCGGGAACUUGCGCAUGCGUUAACCAUGGACUCUGGCUCCAAUUGAACCUUUUUCUCCAGUUAAUACCCCACCAUUUACGCCGACUCCCUCCCGUGGAGAUGACGGCGCACAGUCGUCGCGAUGGGACUUUGAGCUCCGUGUUUCUGCUUGCGGCCAACAUCCUAAUACCGGCCGCUAUUUUCGUAUUUGCGACAGGCUUCUUCCCGUACAAGCCACUGCUUUCUGGUCUGGCAACCUACGAUGCCGUGACCGAGUAUGGCGACCCUCCGGCCGCCCCGUUCGACAGGCUCGUAUUCAUGGUGAUCGAUGCCUUGCGAAGUGAUUUUGUCUAUGCCGAAAACAGCGGCUUCGAAUUCACACAAUCACUCAUUCGCGAUGGCGCCGCACUCCCCUUCACCGCGCAUGCCACCUCCCCGACCGUCACGAUGCCGCGUCUCAAAGCGAUAACUACCGGCUCGAUCCCCUCCUUCCUCGAUGUCGUACUCAACCUCGACGAGGGAGACGAGAGCUCCAGCUUGGCGUCGCAGGAUACGUGGCUGGCGCAAAUGAAGGCCAAGGGCACGGGGAAGUUGGUUAUGUACGGGGACGACACCUGGUUGAAGCUGUUUCCGGGAACCUUUGAUCGUGCCGACGGGACCACAAGCUUCUUCGUUUCGGACUUUACCGAGGUGGACAACAACGUAACUCGGCAUAUCGCUGGGGAGCUCAAGAAUGACGACUGGAAUACAAUGGUUCUGCAUUAUCUAGGACUGGAUCACAUCGGCCACAAGGGUGGGCCACGAAGUCCUCAUAUGGUUGUCAAGCAGCGGGAAAUGGAUGGAAUCGUUCGUCAAAUCUACACAGCUAUCGAGUCACAGGACCAUCUUCACUCGACCCUGUUCGUGGUCUGCGGCGACCACGGCAUGAACGACGCCGGCAACCACGGCGCAUCAUCCCCCGGGGAGACCUCCCCGGCCUUGGUGUUCAUGUCCCCAAAGCUGAAGGCGCUGGAAAGCAACCUGAAGUCGCCUAUGCCGGAAGAUGAGAGCUUUCAAUAUUAUAGCACCGUCGAGCAGUCAGAUGUCGCCCCGACGCUUGCUGCUUUGCUCGGCUUCCCGGUGCCCAAAAACAAUCUGGGCGCGCUCAUCCCUCACUUUUUACCCUUCUGGGCCAACAAGAAGGACCAGGUUCAACUGCUGAUGCGUAAUGCUCGCCAAAUUCGUGACAUUGUCCUGGCAGUGUUUGGCCCGCAGAUUUUCGAGUCAAACCCGGAUGCGAACGCUGCUACUGAGUCAAACAUCGACUAUCGGGAGUUAGCGCUCGGCUGGGAGGAUCUGGCUAAUAGCUAUAGCAGCGGCGGGGGUGAUAUACCUUCUAUUGAAAAGUGGCUUCAGCACGCACAGGGGGUCCUCAGCAGCAUGGCCAGCAAUUAUGAUACAUCAAGGCUCUUCCUGGGGCAAGCUGCUGCCGGUGCAGCUCUGGUCGCUGCCAUCAUUGCCGCAGUGUGGUGUGCCAGGGACAAACUUGUUUCCUUCAUCCCUCUUUCCGGUAUUGUUCUCGCCUACGGGGUCAUGAUGUUCGCAAGCAGCUAUGUCGAGGAAGAGCACCACUUCUGGUACUGGGCGACGACGGCCUGGUUUGCCUAUCUCGGUGUCAGGGGGCUCAAACGGGGUAACGCCUCCGCCGCGCGUCAAAUCCUCACCACUACAGCCCUGCUCCUUACUACGCGCAUCAUUAGGAGCUGGAACCAGACCGGCCAAAAGUUCGCCGGUGAGCCAGAUAUUGUCAAAACCUACCUCAACACCAACCCGGCCCUACUCUGGUGCCUCAUCGGUGUCACCUAUCUCUGGGCGCACCAGAGCCUGAUCUACGGCCUCAGCGGGCUACCCAUGUGGUUCAGUUUCACAACCGCAACCGGCCUCGUCCUCGCAGCCUUCACCUUCAAGGUUGCCUUCACCCUCGAAGACGCCCCAGAACUGGUCACGGACUUCGCCCGCUACAUACUAAAGCUCCACCUCACCCACAGCGCCACCCUCAUCACCCGCGCCCGCGCCGUCUUCAUCGGCCUGGCCCUGCUCACAGCUAUAACCGUCCUCUCCAUGCUCGCCCGCCGCCGCAUCUCCCUCAACCAAAGCGGCACAUCAACCCUCCUAACCCUCUACACCCUCCUCGCCCUAACCCAAUCCCGCCCGCAAAACAUCCCCCUCUACCUGCUGCACAACCUCCAACACCUCCUCCUCUCCUCCGCCACCUCCCUCGGCACGUCCCUCACCCCGACCGAGAUCACCACCUCCGUCCUGCUGCUGCAGCACGCCGCCUUCUUCGCCGCCGGCGGCGCCAACUCGGUCGCGUCCGUCGACCUGUCGAGCGCGUAUAACGGCGUGGCUGCGUAUAGCGUCGAGGCGGUGGCCGUGCUGACCUUUGUGGGGAACUGGGCGGGGGCGGUGUGGUGGGCCGUGGCGGGGUGUGUGAUGCUGGUGGGGUGGAGGGAGAGAAAUGGUGGUACUAAUGGUGGUGGUACUAAUGGUGGUGGUACUAAUGGUGGUGGGAAUGGUGGGAAUGGUGGUGGCGGAAGGGAGAAGGGGAAGGGGUUGUGGAAGGCGCAUGUUGCUGUGUUGACGGUGUUCGUGGCGGGGAGCGUGGUGGCUGUCAUGGCUGCGUGCUCGGCGCUGAGGACGCAUUUGUUUGUGUGGACGGUGUUCUCGCCCAAGUAUUUGUACUGUAUUGCUUGGAGUCUGGGGCAGCAUUUGGUGGUGAAUGUGCUGGUUGGCGGAGUGGUGUAUUGGUUGGGGGUUAGAGAAGGGAAGUAGGGUGUUGGUAAUACACAGUAGAGAUAGAUAGAUGUGCGGUGUGCAUGUACAUGAGGAUGCUGAAGAGUGGCAUAGGUUAUAGAG
Molecule: messenger RNA, 2988 nt
Organism: Chaetomium fimeti
Lineage: Eukaryota; Fungi; Ascomycota; Sordariomycetes; Sordariales; Chaetomiaceae
Product: alkaline-phosphatase-like protein
Exons: 9
Coding region: 214-2904 (896 amino acids)
Biological process (GO): GPI anchor biosynthetic process
Cellular component (GO): endoplasmic reticulum membrane
Source: RefSeq, a predicted model, not a curated record